CUUUCCAAAAUGGCUUCGCGGCAAAUGAGAGUUCAGCGAUGUCCAACAGAUGACCUCUCGUUGACCAACCGUGCAAUAGUCAAUGAGAGAGACUAUGACCCGCAACAAACCAGGCACCUCGAGAUUCAUACAGGGACAGGGGCAUUCCACUUCACCGUAGAGGCUCAUUCUGCAGUGGUACCAGGCACAAUAGGCUUCAGUCUGCCCCAGAGAAAAUGGGCCACCCUUUCAUUAAAUCAAGAGCUACAGGUGAAACCAUUCCAGAAAAAGACUCAAUACCUCAGCCUUAUAAAGCUAGAAGUAGACUUCCUGCAGAAGAAAAGCACUACCACUGAACCAUAUGAUUCUGAUAAGAUGGCAGCAGAAUUCUUGAUGCAGUUCCCUCAACAAGCAUUCACAGUUCGUCAGCAACUCGUUUUCAGCUUUCAAGACAAGAAAAUGUUGGGCUUAGUUGUAAAGGAACUUGAAGAGAUCGAGUUUUCACAAAGUGGCGUAGCUGGCAAACCGAGAAAGACCAACAUGGGGAUCACAAUGGGCAAUACAACAGUUAUCUUCGAAAAGGCUGAGAACUCAAGUGUCAAUCUAACAGGAAAAUCAAAGGGUAAACAACAGCAUCAGUCCAUCAUCAAUCCUGACUGGGACUUCAACAAGAUGGGGAUUGGUGGUUUAGAUAAAGAAUUCUCUGCCAUCUUUAGGAGAGCAUUUGCUUCAAGGGUCUUCCCUCCUGAGCUCAUUGAACAGUUAGGAAUGAAGCAUGUGAGAGGUAUCCUACUGUUUGGUCCUCCUGGUACUGGCAAGACACUUAUGGCCAGGCAGAUAGGCAAGAUGUUGAAUGCCAGGGAGCCUAAGAUUGUGAAUGGUCCCCAGAUAUUGGACAAAUAUGUUGGUGAAUCUGAGGCCAACAUACGUAAACUCUUCGCUGAAGCUGAGGAAGAGGAGAAAAGGUGCGGUCCUAUGAGUGGUCUCCAUAUUAUCAUCUUUGAUGAGAUAGAUGCUAUAUGCAAGGCCAGAGGAUCUGUGGUUGGUAGUACAGCUGUACAUGAUACUGUCGUCAACCAGUUACUUGCCAAGAUUGAUGGUGUCGACCAACUCAACAAUAUUCUCAUCAUAGGUAUGACCAACAGGAAAGACAUGAUAGAUGAGGCCUUGAUAAGACCAGGCAGACUGGAGGUCCAGAUGGAGAUAGGACUGGCUGAUGAAAAAGGUCGGCUACAGAUUAUCAACAUACAUACUCAGAAAAUGAUUGAAAAUAAUAAGAUAGCAAGUGAUGUCGACAUGAAAGAGUUGGCUGCAGAGACUAAGAAUUUCAGUGGUGCUGAGAUUGAGGGUCUGGUCAGAGCAGCCACAUCUACAGCAAUGAAUAGGCUCAUUAAGGCAUCAUCCAAAGUAGAAGUUGACACAGAUGCCAGUGAAAAACUCCAAGUAUGCAGGGCUGAUUUCUUUAAUGCAUUAGCUAAUGAUGUUAAACCAGCAUUUGGUAUAAGCCUUGUGGAGUUUGAUAAAUAUGUUGCCAAUGGUGUCGUCAAUUGGGGAGACCCUGUGAGGAGGGUUCUUGAAGAUGGAGAACUACUCAUUAAUCAAACCCGGACAAGUGAGCGCACACCUUUGGUUACGGUGCUUCUAGAGGGUCCUCCCAAUAGUGGAAAGACAGCCUUAGGAGCACGUAUUGCCAAGAACUCAGACUUUCCAUUCCUCAAGUUUUGUUCCUCCGAGGACAUGGUAGGCUACACAGAGGCUGCUAAAUGUCAGGCUAUCAAGAAGAUUUUCGAUGAUGCCUACAAGUCUUCGCUCAGCUGUAUUAUACUAGAUGACAUAGAGAGACUAUUAGAUUAUGUGCCAAUUGGUCCUAGGUUUUCCAACUAUGUACUUCAGGCUCUUCUAGUGCUUCUCAAGAAGAUACCUCCAAAGGGUCGCAAACUGAUGGUCAUAGGCACCACCAGUCGUAAAGAUGUCCUCGAAGAGAUGGAGAUGCUAAGUGUAUUCAGUGCAGUUGUUCAUGUGUCCAACAUCUCUACCAGUGAACACCUUGUCACUGCUCUAGAGCAACUGGAAUCCUUUACCAAAAAUGAACUGGCAAGAAUAGAAGCAAAAACAAAAGGCAAAAGAUUAUGGUUGGGUAUCAAGAAGCUCCUCGUAUUGGUUGAAAUGGCUAGACAGAGUGAGGAAGAGUUCCGUGUAUCAAAGUUCCUGUGUUUGUUAGAGGAGGAAGGAGGUCUAGCAUGAUGUCAUAGUGGUAGCAAAUUAUCUUGAAAAUUAUGUUGUGAUGUCUUGUAAUUAUAAUGAUAAACUCUUCUUAUAUGAUGUUUAGCUUAUUUUGAUGUUUUGGGGAUGUCACAUUAUUGAUGUCAUGUUACUUGACAUCAGACUCUGUUACAUGUUACUCAUGCCUGAUGUCAACUGUUUCACCAUUCUUAUUGUCAAAUUGUGUUUUCUGACACAUGAUGCUUAGUGACACAUGAUUUCAACUAGUCACAUAAUUUGCCAAGUGACACAUGAUUUCAACUAGUCACAUAAUUUGCCAAGUGACACAUGAUGUCAACUAGUGUCACAUACUGAAAAGUGACACAUGAUGUCAACUAGUGUCAUAUAUUGAAAAGUGACACUAAUGUAAAUCCAAGUUAUAAAGUAAGUCAAAUAAUUUACACUCAGUAAUUUUUGGUUGUAUAUAAGUAUAAAUGUAACUAAAACUGUUCCCAAGUAGAAUCUGUUAUGAAACGUUACGAUACAUGAAUAACAUGAAGCAUUCCAAAGCAGGACUUAUUGAGCAAUAAUUCCAUGUUCUCAUUCAGAUUGUUACUAAUGCCACAGUCACAUUUGAUAUGCAGCAAUCCUACGGCGGCCAUAGCUUCCCAAAAGUCGAGAGAAAUACGUAGAUACGAUUUAGAUUUUCUGUAUCGAUUUUGUUAAGCAAAUGUGACUGCAGUUUAAACUGACAUGUUUAGGGUUGUUGUUCAACCUGAUCUGACAUUUCAAUAACAAUAUAUAGGUUGCAUAGCCAACCAAUCAGAGUGCAAUAUUGUCAUUUCAGUAAUAGAUUUAGUUCAGGCUGUUUUUAAAGAGCAAAAUGAUGCCAUGAACCAAAAGUAGCAUACAGUUAACCUCCUUAAGUUAAAUACAUGAAAGACUUCAAUCUUUGGUGUAUUCAUCUUCGAGAGCUGAAUUUAACAUGCAAAUCAAUAGGAGAAAUAAAAACGAGACCCAUGGAAAAGUGUUCAUCUAAGAUGAGUGCUCAACUUGAGGCAUGUUGCUGUAUUUAACUUUCUGAUGCUAGAAACAUUGUGGGUACGAUUUCAAUGAUGGCAAUUCUAAAAAAAUGCUGUGAUCGUGCUUUUACUGUAAUUCCAAGUAAUGUAUAUUUCAACAAUAUCAUGCACAUAUCCUAAAUGUUAUAAAGAAUGCAUGCAAUCAAAUACUUCUUUCUGAUCAAAUCAUCUCUUCCCAAUUUCUUUGAAGUGUUUCAUCGUAAAUGCAUUGAAAUAAACGCAAUUUAUUUUAAACUAGUGGACUUAAAUCAAUCAUGUGGAAUAGUAUUUGUUUGUAGAAUACUGUAAAACUGUAAAUAGAAUUAUAAACUAGAAAAUAUUUAUAUGAUGUCUCUAUGUAGCAAAUAAAAGAUAUGAAUAUGCAAAACAA
Molecule: messenger RNA, 3633 nt
Organism: Owenia fusiformis
Lineage: Eukaryota; Metazoa; Annelida; Polychaeta; Sabellida; Oweniidae
Source: the annotation of a GenBank genome assembly